GCGUUCUCCCCACUCCUACACUCCACCCCCGUCCCUCUUCCGAAGCUUCAAAAACCCUAGACCCUCCGCUCCAAAAACCCUAUCCGUGGUUCUAGGAGCUCCGAGCCCCGGCGCUAAUGGCGACCCGGUUCGGGAUGGCCGGGGGGAUCCCGGAGAGGCGGGUGCGGCCCAUUUGGGACGCCGUGGACUCGCGCCAGUUCAAGGCCGCGCUCAAGCUCUCCGCCGCUCUCCUCGCCAAGUACCCCAAUUCGCCUUACGCCCUCGCACUCAAGGCUCUUAUUUUGGAAAGAAUGGGAAAGCCUGAUGAGGCAUUGAGUGUGUGUUCAAAUGCCAUGGAGCUGCUAUUUUCAGAUAAUGUUGUUCACAUUGAUGAUCUCACACUCAGCACUUUACAGAUUGUAUUCCAACGGCUUGACCGCUUGGAUUUGGCUACAUCUUGUUACGAGCAUGCUUGUGCAAAAUUUCCAAACAACCUGGAAAUAAUGAUGGGUCUUUUCAACUGUUAUGUUCGUGAGUACUCGUAUGUGAAGCAACAGCAGACAGCUAUCAAAAUGUACAAGAUGGUGGGUGAAGAAAGGUUCUUACUCUGGGCAGUUUGCAGCAUUCAGUUACAGGUAUUACUGAGCAACGGAGGUGAGAAACUAUUAUCAUUAGCAGAGGCCUUACUUAAAAAGCACAUCAAUUCACAUAGUUUGCAUGAACCAGAAGCACUUGCUAUAUAUAUUUCAAUAUUGGAACAACAAUCAAAGUAUGAAGCAGCUUUGGAAGUGCUUUCUGGAAAUCUGGGUUCUCUUAUUGGAAGAGAAGAGGACAAGUUACGUAUGCAGGGGAGGCUUCUUGCUCGUGCAUGUAACUAUGCUGCUGCUGCUGAAAUCUUUCAGAAAGUCCUUGAAUCAUGUCCUGAUGAUUGGGACUCAUUCCUCAAUUAUUUAGGCUGUUUGCUGGAGGAUAAUACCAAUUGUUUUAAAGCAAGCACUGCUAGUCAUACAUGCUUACCAAGUUCUGUUGAUUCUCAAGUGCCUAAAGAGACCCAUCUUUCUGAGGAACUGUUUGAUUCACGCCUAUCGAGUGCUUUGUCAGUUGUGGAAAAGUUACAGAAGGAUGGCCAUGAUGAUUGUGUUAGAGGACCUUACUUAGCUACUAUUGAAAUUGAAAGAAGACGUCACUUGAAUGGAAAUGCUGAUGAUGGCAAGUUUCUGGAGGCAUUGCUUAUUUAUUUUCAAAGGUUUAAUCAUUUGUCUUGCUUCGCUUCUGAUGUGGAAAUGUUCCUCCAAAUGCUUACACAAGAUGAGAAAUCUGAACUACGGGAGAAGUUCUUGAACAUCUUGGAAGCUUUGCCAACAACACCUAUAAAAAGAAUUGGGCAGGUCAUAACAAUUUUUAAGGUUCAAGAACUUUCUGGCGCCAUGUUCAUGGAGUCUGUUAAAGAACUUGAAGGUACUGCUAUAAAAAUGUUGGAGAUGUUUUGUGAGAACCUACCACUUUCGAGGGACCUGGAUCCUCAGGAGAACAUGUAUGGUGAAGAACUUUUGUCCAUGGCAAGCAGUGUCCUAGUCACGCUAUUUUGGCGUACAAGGAACUUGGGAUACUUGCUGGAGGCAGUUCUGGUUUUGGAGUUUGGACUUAUUAUACGAAGAUAUAUCUGGCAGUAUAAGAUUCCUUUAUUGCACAUAUAUUCUUUCGUGGGGGCUCUUCCACUAGCACAUGAUUGGUAUGGUACCUUGGAGGUUAAAAAUAUCCUGCAAGAGACUAUGUCACACCACAUCCUACCUCAGAUGUUAAAAUCACCAUUUUGCUCUGAAGCUGCCGACCUUGUAAAGGAGUAUCUGAAAUUUAUGGACGACCAUUUGCGAGAAGCUGCUGACCUCACCUUUCUGGCAUAUCGGCAUCGUAAUUACUCAAAGGUAAUCGAGUUUGUUCAGUUUAAAGAACGCUUGCAACAUUCAAACCAGUAUAUGAUGGCAAGAAUUGAAUCUGUUUUCCUUCAGCUGAAGCAGAAAGCUGAUAGCCUUGAAGAAAUACAGGCCAUUUUCCAAAGCGUGAACUAUGGUAUGAAGUUGCUUGAGCUGUCAAAUGAGGAUAAACUGACAUCAUUAACAUUUAAUGAGGAUCUACAGACACGUCCUUGGUGGUCGCCCACAACCAACAAAAACUUUCUUUCGGAGCCAUUUGAAGAUGGAUCUGCGUGCUCUAGGGCUACGAUGCUGAGCAAGAAGAAAACAACUGAGGAUGAAGACACCAAGAAAAAAGAAAUUGAGAGAAAAUCUCUUAUUCCACGGCUUCUUUAUCUAUCAAUGCAAGCUGCUUCAUCCACCGUCAAGGAAAACUCUGAACCUAAUGGCACUGCCUCUGAUACUAAUGUUGCCGCUGAGCUGAAAAUUUUGCUUGAGAGAUAUGCAAGGAACAUCGGUCUCACUCUUGACGAGGCAAUCAGUGUGAUCCUUGGGAUCUUGGAGGGCCAAAAGUCCUUCAAGGAACUCUCCUCAGAUUCAAUCAGCUGGAUGAACUUUGCUGUAUUUGUCAAUGCUUUGAACUUGUCUUCGAAGAAACCUCUGCUUCCUAUUGAGGAUAAGUCAAAUCCAACUUCGUGGCACAUAGUUGAUCGCUUAACCAAGACCUGCGUCAUGUAUCACCUCUCACACUCGGAACCAAUAUUGACUUCCCCUGGAAAUCAACUCACGGUUUUGGUUCAGUUGGUAACAGAGUCAUUCUCUUGGCAAAUUCUUAUAAUUCAAUCGUGCAUGAAAUCACUUCUUCCCAUUGGAAAAAGGAAAAAGAAGAGCGGCGGUGGCAGCGGGUUAAUGGACCAGCCAAACUUGCCUAAGUUGCAGGCUGUUCAAUCUUCGAUCCGGUCCUUGAUGGAUACAAUAAAAGAGAUUCAGACACGGGUAGCGGACCAAAUUAAUGGAUCGGAGGACAAUGAUCUGGACACCUUAUUAUCCUAUGUGCAGAGAGAUGAUAAUGGGCCGGGCCGAAUAUUCCGGAUCUUAGAAGAAAAUGUAGUCGCCAACAACCCAGACUUAGGAGAGAGGAUUUCGGAUUCUCUAAAAUCGUGGAGCUCCGGUGAUGUGUUGAGGAGAGUAGUUCGAGCGCAGCGCAAGUAUCUAACAGAAUUCAACCAAAUUUGUGAUUCAAAAGUGAAAUUACUGGGGACCUUGAGGCAAUCAGCAUAGACGAUAAAGAUUUCGGCCAGAUUAGUAAAUAGAGAAAGGUUUUUGUUGUACCUUUUCUUUUUACUAGAUUUCACGCCGAAUUAACGCUUUGUUGCUCCUAUUUAUGCUGUUGUAACAUUCGAGUGAAUAAUUUUGAUCUCAUUGGAUUCCUCUUUUGUUCUGGUUCUUUGGUUCGAGGAGGGUGCUUUUUUGCUGUAAUGGAUGCGGCACAUACACGAUCGAUAAACCACGAUAUGGGGUUUUUGAUGGCAUAUUUGUGAGUUGACAUGCUUUGCUGGGCCGUUUGUUCAA
Messenger RNA from Ananas comosus (pineapple), 3464 nucleotides. Its product is annotated as phagocyte signaling-impaired protein. NCBI's taxonomy places the organism in Eukaryota, Viridiplantae, Streptophyta, Magnoliopsida, Poales, Bromeliaceae. Gene Ontology annotation, molecular function: protein binding; protein-N-terminal amino-acid acetyltransferase activity. Bases 117 to 3173 code for a protein of 1018 amino acids. The record is from RefSeq and is a predicted model, not a curated record. Gene Ontology annotation, biological process: N-terminal peptidyl-methionine acetylation. The transcript is spliced from 19 exons. Gene Ontology annotation, cellular component: NatB complex; cytoplasm.